UAUAAGAUUGGUUUUUAUUUACGGUCAAGCUUGGAAUCGGUUCUGUAUGUUAUUUGUAUAUGCAAUGUAUGAUGUGAUGGUGCCUAUGGUCAUCACAAUUUUCCUAGUGAUUACAAAUGAUAGAAUGGUAGUUCGUGCAACAGAAGAACACAGCGAAAGGGUAAGGAGAGACGAAACGUAUUCUUCAAAGUAUGACAACGUGGAUGUUGACGCCAUUCUUGCAAGUGAAAGACCGACAACGAAUUACCUUAAUUGUUUGUUAAACAAAGGACCUUGCACACCGGAAGGAAGUACUCUAAAAAACCAUCUUUCUGACGCCAUCGCAACCGAAUGUGAAAAAUGCUCCGCUGCGCAGAAGAAAAUAGCCGGCAAGAUUUUAUCCCAUUUUCUCUUGAAACGAAGAAAAGAUUUUGGGGUACUGCUAAACAAAUACGACGUCGCAGGGAAUUUCCGAAGGAAGUACUUGAUCGACGACGACAGCUCUAUAAGUUUCGACAAAGCUUUAACUAAAUAGUUA
Cylas formicarius (sweet potato weevil) is the source of this 517-nucleotide messenger RNA. RefSeq names its product ejaculatory bulb-specific protein 3-like. The coding region runs from base 47 to 514 and encodes 155 amino acids. NCBI's taxonomy places the organism in Eukaryota, Metazoa, Arthropoda, Insecta, Coleoptera, Brentidae. The transcript has 2 exons. The record is from RefSeq and is a predicted model, not a curated record.